Messenger RNA from Alternaria conjuncta, 3090 nucleotides. RefSeq lists its product as uncharacterized. Gene Ontology annotation, cellular component: nucleus; plasma membrane. Gene Ontology annotation, biological process: DNA-templated transcription. The record is from RefSeq and is a predicted model, not a curated record. NCBI's taxonomy places the organism in Eukaryota, Fungi, Ascomycota, Dothideomycetes, Pleosporales, Pleosporaceae. The transcript has 10 exons. Bases 1 to 3090 code for a protein of 1029 amino acids. Gene Ontology annotation, molecular function: zinc ion binding; DNA binding.
AUGCAAAACAUGUGUCGAUCGCGGACUCUCGCUGUCGUGCGUCUAUCGCAGAAGGAACCCAAGAUCCCAAACAGCGUCCAUGACAGGAUUGACCAACUCGAAAAGCUCGUCACCAACCUCAUCGGUGGAAAUCCUGUUGAUACAGCUAAUCCCGCGCUAUCCAGCCCAUCACAAGCGCGGCAACAUCAUAACGGAGGAAACAAUGGUGACUUGCCUGGCACGCCGGAUCGCGUAAAUCUCAGCUGCGAUGCAACAAGCUAUACGAACAGUGGACAUUGGACAAGCAUACUUGAUAGCAUAUCGGAGCUGCGCGAACAUCUCGACCAGGUGCCCGUAUCGCCCGAUCCGGAUGAUGAAGUGGUGAAUGAAGUACCCGGUCCAGAGCUGCUGUUUGGACGUAAUGCCCAUGCGACUAGAGAAGAGCUCUUCGCUGCUCUUCCUCCACGGUCAGAAGCGGAUCGACUCAUUGAUACAUUCUUCAUAUCAAUGGAAUCACACCCGAGUAUGUUCACUACCUCGAUUGAAGAGCGCCCACUGAUGUCUCCAGCCCUCAUUCACAAGCCGACCUUUCUUAAACAGUACGAUGAGCUAUGGAGACAACCAUUCGAAACUUCAACGAUGUGGUUGGGUGUACUUUACGCUGCACUGGCUCUCGGCUUUCGCUUCCAAGCCGCGGUGAACACUCAUCAGCUUGGCGAGACUGAACUGGCUCCUGAUCUGGUGCAGAUCAACUUCUAUCGCGAGAAGGCUGCGCAAUGUAUGAUUCUUGCAAACUAUACCAAAACACCGCCAUACACGAUCGAAGCGUUCUUAUUGUAUUUUGGUACCGAAUUCCUACGCUCAACCGACAGCCAGUUCAGCAUCUACAUGCUUGUUGGCAUGCUUGUACGUCUUUGUUUCCGAAUGGGAUACCACAGGGACCCGUCGAGAUUUCCGAACAUCUCGCCUCACGAAGGUGAGCUGAGACGUCGUAAAUGGCUCGUAGUCAUGUCGCUAGAUUUUACCACCUCUUCUCAAGCCGGACUGCCACGGACGAUCAUGCCGCAAAUGUACGACACUCAAGAGCCCCGCAACUUGGGUGAGGACGACCUUCACGAAGACAUGCUAGAGCUACCACCCUCAAGGCCCGAAACUGAGUUGACGCAACUACUUUAUUCGAUCGUUCUCACAAGGUUGCGAAGUGUGCAGGCCAGGAUUGUGGAUCUCGUCAAUGCUACAUCGCUGCCACCGUACGGAGAGAUCACGGAGAUGGACGCCACACUAAGAGAUGUCUUCGAAAAGAUACCACAAUCGCCAGCAUCAAACACCUUCGACGAUCUUAGUACCGAUUUAUCACCAGACUUCAUGCGCUACACGUAUUUGAACGUAGCCUUCUUGAAGGCCGAGCUUAUGUUGCAUCGACCCUACUUCGUACUCGGCCGAACCGAUAGCAGAUAUACAUACUCCCGCAGGGUCUGCUUGAACGCUGCUAUAGAGAUGCUUCGCCUCCAGAGCAAGCUUGACGCUGAGGUCCAACCAGGAGGUCGACUAACUUCACCAGGGUGGCGUCUCUCUACCUUGAGCUGGUACAUGUCUUCCAUUAUUGCGCAAGACUUCUUACUCGCGACUACCAUCUUGGUAGUCGAGCUUGAUGAGGAACUCAUUGCUCCCAUCCCACUGGGUUCUGAGCUUAUGGAAAGCGGGGUGCAACUGGACCAAGCGUCCCCGACGCAAGAGGAAAUCGUCGCGUCGUUGCGCUCCGCUUAUCACAUCUGGAUCAGGGCUAGCAAGAGAUCGCAGGAGGCACGGAAGGUUGCUACAGCCGUGAAGCUUGUUCUCUCUAAAGUUCACGGCAGUGGGGUACAGGCUACCGAUUCGGCGCACGGUGAGCCGCAUCUUAUUCACUACCCGCUUACAUCUACUAACAUUUUCGACACCAACGAUCUUGGAUUCGCUGUUCCCGACUCGGAUGCAUUUGACAUGGGCAAUAGUGCUUUUGGUCACCCAUUCGAUUUUGGCUUCAUGCCAAUGGAUCUGGACCAGUAUACCUUACCUCUCGAUUGGGGCGAUGCGUUUCCCAACCUCCAGCCGCAUCCUCUUGGACAAUAUCCCCCAGGAUCCACUGUCAGUCUCGCCGCUACCGCCUUUCAACCACACGGUGUGUCGAUGAGCAAGAUGGAUCACAUAGAGGAGACCUUCUACACGGGGAAAGAGAUCGCAAUCGAGCCCGAUCUUGGAGACUUGCGGAAGUCUACCGACAAGGCCCUGCCGGCGCCGCCCAAGACACCGAAGAGGGUGUUGAUGAAGUACCGGUUCUCUGCGAUCCUUUCGAUCGCAUUCGCGGUCGCAAGCUUCGUCUUCACGCUGGUACUGGUACUGGCGGGGAGCGAUGAACAUAUGUUUGGUGGACAGUACAUCGUGGCACUGAAUACAACUACGAUCGCCCGAGAGAGCUCGCAGUUAGAUGCAACAUCGCAACGAUCGGAAAGCGUGGACGGCGAGACACUAGCAGACGUCUACUAUCUCUACCUCAGGACAGUUUGUUCGGGCUCUAUUUCCGAUGCUCAAGAUGAUGCUUCCGAUACUAUUGUCGUAGAACUAUGCGAAAGCUAUCGCGAAGCCAGCGACAUCUCGACACUCCUGAGGACUAUGGCUACCGUGUUGGCCGGCGUACGAUACACCGUCUUCGCUUCCUUACUCGUCUCGCUCGUCGGUGCUGGCUUCUCCGCCGUCUCCGCCAUUCCAGCCAUCAUCUUUCCACACUCAAAACUUCUCGCCUACUUCAACAUCUUUUGGCCGUUCCUUGCGAGCGCAUUCGCCUUCGUCGCCGCCGUGUUGCUCACGGUGUUGAUCUCUGGGGUUUUCUCGGUGGCUGGUGACAUCAUCGACGUUGCUGGUGGAAAGCUGGAUCAAGGCACAUCAGUACUUCUGAUCGUAUGGCUGGCAUAUGUACUAGUGUCGUUGUCGGUCGCUUAUUGGGGCGUGAUAUGGCUCGUGGAAGUCAGGCGAUCAGGCUUCACCAGGAGAAAGAGAAGUGAUGAAGAGGUCGGGAACUGGAAGAACAUUGGGAAAGAAUUAUGGAGUGACGUAAAAGGAACGAAAAGAUUAUGA